AAGAGGAGACCAAAGUGGGUCAGUUACACACGUUGUGUUCAGGCAAUUCCAUGUGGCCACAUGGAUGAUUGGAGACUCAACAAACUCUCUCUUUCUCUUUCUUCUUCUUCUUCUUCUGCUGCCACUUCUUUUACAUCAACAACAAGAAGAACAAACAACGGCACGAAGUAAAAAACAUGACUUUUUUUGUUAAGUUAUAACUACUCUAAGAACCACCCAUAACGUAUUAUUAAGCAACACCCUCAUUUCCCUUCGUUUUCUUUGAUUCCGUGUUGAAAGUUUUAGUCUUUUCAAAAAGUAUGAAGGAAAGCAGUGAUGGGUUUGUUAGAGCAGAUCAGAUUGAUCUGAAGAGCUUGGAUGAGCAGCUUGAAAGACAUCUUAACAGGGUUUGGGCCACUGACAAGAGCAAGAACAAGAGAGAUGAUGAUGGUGAUGGUCGAGUUGAUGAUGAUGAUGGAAAGCUCAAGCUUACUCCCAGUAGCACCAAUAAGGCUGCAACUAUUGUGAACAACGAGAGACAGGAGUGGGAGAUCGACCCUUCCAAGCUCAUCAUCAAAACUGUCAUUGCUCGUGGUACCUUUGGCACUGUUCACCGUGGCUUCUAUGAUGGCCAGGAUGUUGCCGUGAAGCUGCUUGACUGGGGUGAGGAGGGCCACAGGACAGACGCUGAGAUUGCCUCAUUAAGGGCAGCUUUCUCGCAAGAAGUUUCCGUGUGGCAUAAACUUGAGCAUCCCAAUGUUACCAAGUUUAUAGGGGCAACAAUGGGCUCAUCAGGGCUACAAAUACAAACUGAGAAUGGUCAAAUAGGCAUGCCAACUAGUGUGUGUUGUGUUGUUGUGGAAUAUCUACCUGGGGGUGCUCUGAAAUCUUAUCUUAUAAAGAACAGGAGAAGGAAGCUAGCUUUCAAAGUGGUUGUUCAACUUGCGCUUGAUCUUGCUAGAGGGUUGAGUUACCUUCAUUCACAGAAGAUUGUCCACAGAGAUGUAAAGACAGAGAACAUGUUGUUAGACAAGACACGUACAGUAAAAAUUGCUGAUUUUGGGGUUGCUCGUGUUGAGGCUUCAAAUCCUAAUGACAUGACCGGAGAGACAGGAACCCUUGGUUACAUGGCUCCAGAGGUUCUCAAUGGCAACCCAUAUAACAGGAAAUGCGAUGUGUACAGUUUUGGCAUCUGUUUAUGGGAGAUAUAUUGUUGCGACAUGCCGUAUCCUGAUCUUAGUUUCUCUGAAGUGACUUCAGCUGUGGUUCGCCAGAAUUUGAGACCAGAGAUGCCGAGAUGUUGCCCCAGUUCUCUAGCAAAUGUAAUGAAACGAUGUUGGGAUGCUAACCCUGACAAGCGGCCUGAAAUGGAUGAGGUAGUUUCUAUGCUGGAGGCCAUAGAUACAUCAAAAGGUGGAGGUAUGAUUCCUGUCGAUCAACAGCAGGGCUGUCUUUGCUUCCGGAGGUAUCGAGGGCCUUGAAAAAUUACUCCAUGAUGCAGCUAAAAGAUUGCGAGACUAUUAUUUUAAAGUUAGAGAGGUCCGGUUUGUAUUUACUAUGAAAAAGCAAAACAACAAUCAGAUACCAAGCUGAGAGGAAAAGGUGGUGGUGGGUAUAGGCUCAGGAGCUGUGCUACAUUUCACUUUGUCAAAUGAUGUAAAGCUUUUCCCUUUGUUAUUUUCUCUUAUAAUUUUUUAGGGGGUUCCCCAUAUCUGUUUAUUUACUCGAUUUGCCAGUCUGGUUGUGGACUGCCCCCCCCCCCUUCCACCCCUUCUGUAAGAUAACUCUUUAUACACUCAAGUAAUAAUCAACAUUAUUAAAGUUGAUCAA
Theobroma cacao (cacao) is the source of this 1809-nucleotide messenger RNA. Its product is annotated as serine/threonine-protein kinase 52-like. The record is from RefSeq and is a predicted model, not a curated record. Gene Ontology annotation, cellular component: plasma membrane. Gene Ontology annotation, biological process: protein phosphorylation. Gene Ontology annotation, molecular function: protein serine/threonine kinase activity; ATP binding. Lineage: Eukaryota; Viridiplantae; Streptophyta; Magnoliopsida; Malvales; Malvaceae.